AUGAGCCGCCCCAGCGCGAGCACGCCGCCGCUGACGGUGCAUGUGCGCAGUGGCGAAGCGUCUGUGUCCGUGGACACGCGCGUGCUAGUGCAUAGCGAAGCGCUCAAGCAAAGCGGUAUACCCACAGGCGCGCACGUCCUACUUCGUGCCUCAUCCCAGCCAUGGUUGGCUGGCACUGUAUGGCCCGACUUUGAGGCUGAGAAGCUCACAGUGUCUGUGCCGUCCAUGCUCGUCGAUCCAGCCACACCAUGUCCCCGCCACGUCGAAGUGGAAUGGCUUCGACAGGUGCCAAUGGCUUCGGACGUGCAUGUCACAGCGUCCGAUGUGCCUGCAUCGCACCAUGAACUCUUACGCACAGUCCUCCUGCAUACGUUGAUCGAUAUCGGCGCGGUGUACGUCCCCAGCACCAUGUCCAUUACAUUUAUGGGACAUACAUACCCCAUGCACAUCGUAUCGGCCACGACGUCGUCGUCAGACGCCCUCGCGGACGCACCGCUUCUGGUAGCUCGGCAUACGUGUGUGCACUUGUCCGAAGCAGCGGCGCCGCCGCCUCCGUCGCUGGUCGAUGAGACGGCGUACGGUGCAUUGGGAGGCCUCGAUGCGCAGAUCGCAGCCAUUCGCACGCUCGUCGAAUUGCCGCUGACCCAGCCGGCGCUGUUUGAGCAGUACGGCCUGAAACCGCCGCGAGGCGUUUUGCUCUAUGGCCCUCCAGGCACAGGCAAAACGUCGUUGGCACGCACAGUAGCAGCUUCAUUGCAUGCGCAUGUUCUCACUAUCAAUGGCCCUGAGCUGUCGUCGGUCUACCAUGGUGAAACGGAAGCCAAGCUGCGUUCCGUGUUUGAGACGGCCGCGACGUAUGAGCGAUGCAUUGUCAUUAUGGACGAAGUUGAUGCACUGGCCCCACGCCGCGAUGCCAGUGCAGCGAUGCCAUCGGAGGGCGCAGGCGAAGUAGAGCGGCGUGUCGUCGCGACGUUGCUGACACUGCUGGACGGUAUGGCAUCGACACGCGUCGUGGUGAUUGCCGCUACCAACCGACCCAAUGCGCUGGACCCUGCUCUCCGACGCCCAGGGCGCUUGGAUCGCGAAAUUGAGAUUGGUGUGCCGGAUGUGCCUGCACGCUACGCCAUUCUGCAAGUCCUCCUGCAAAAAGUACCGCAUGCGCUGCAGGACGAUGAUGUGCAAGCCUUGGCAGCUCGGACGCAUGGCUAUGUGGGCGCCGACCUGGCCGCCUUGGUCCGCGAAGCGGGGAUGGUAACGAUUCAGCGGCGGGUGCAAGCGCCCUUGCAUGAGUCGCUGGGCCACCUGUCACUCGACGCAGCGCCGGAACGUGUUACCAUGGCCGAUUUCACAGCGGCGCAAGCCGUUGUACGCCCUUCGGCCAUGCGCGAAGUGUUUGUCGAGACGCCCAAAGUGACGUGGGCCGACAUUGCGGACGAGGACCACGACGAAGACGACAACAACAACGCGCAGCCCAGCAUCAAGCGCCAAAUUCAGCAGUGUGUGGAGUGGCCGUUGAAGCAUGCCGAUACCUUUGCCCGCCUCGGCAUUGAUCCGCCACGAGGGGUCUUGCUCUAUGGCCCUCCAGGCUGUAGCAAGACGCUCACAGCCAAAGCACUUGCGCGAGAAAGCGGGCUGAACUUCCUCGCGGUACGUGGCCCUGAGUUGGUCAGCAAGUAUGUGGGCGAGUCGGAGCGUGCGAUCCGCGAGGUGUUCCGUCGCGCGCGCGCUGCGGCGCCGUCGAUUGUCUUCUUUGAUGAGCUGGAUGCCAUUUCAGGCGUACGGAGUAUGGAUGCAAGCAGUGGCUCGACCGAUCGCAUAGUCGCCAGUCUUCUUACAGAGAUGGAUGGCAUCGAUGCAGAGAGUCAUGUGGUCGUCGUCGCAGCGACCAAUCGCCCGGAGUGUAUCGACCCGGCGUUGCUACGCCCGGGCCGUAUGGACCGUCUGCUGUACGUCGGCGCGCCUAGCCGAUCUGUACGCAGCAAGAUUCUCGCGUUACGCAUGAAGCGGAUGCGUGUGGCCGACGAUGUGGACGUCGGAGCGAUUGCAGAGUUGGCCGACGGGUGCUCCGGCGCGGAAGUCGUAUCGAUCUGCCAGGAAGCCGGUUUGCGGGCUUUGCAUGAAGACAUGCAUUGUGAUGCCGUAGCGCAUCGUCACUUUGCUGACGCAGCGCGGGCCAUGCCUCGGCGUAUUACGCCAAGUAUGCUGGCUCAGUACGAUGCAUGGCGAACCAAGAUGGCCUUGUAA
Malassezia pachydermatis is the source of this 2244-nucleotide messenger RNA. Its product is annotated as peroxisome biosynthesis protein pas1 (peroxin-1). Lineage: Eukaryota; Fungi; Basidiomycota; Malasseziomycetes; Malasseziales; Malasseziaceae. Bases 1 to 2244 code for a protein of 747 amino acids. Gene Ontology annotation, cellular component: cytoplasm. The record is from RefSeq and is a predicted model, not a curated record. The transcript has a single exon. Gene Ontology annotation, molecular function: ATP hydrolysis activity; ATP binding.